Molecule: messenger RNA, 2532 nt
Organism: Phytophthora sojae
Lineage: Eukaryota; Oomycota; Peronosporomycetes; Peronosporales; Peronosporaceae
Exons: 3
Coding region: 1-2532 (843 amino acids)
Source: RefSeq, a predicted model, not a curated record
AUGGUGCUGCAUGAAGAAGACUCGGAUGAGCUGCUCUCUCGCCUCUUUCAACGCUGCAAUGGAUACGUCAGCCAACCGCCAGGAGCACGGCCUCAAUCUAUCAAGAGUCGACGACUAGGGGCCGAAGGCCCAACUCUCGCUGUGACCAACCUCCAUGAUUUGGCUCGUGAAUUGGCAGCAACGGAGCGAGCUCUCCACCCUCACAGCGAAGAAGCAGCAGAGUGUGCUAUCCCAUCAGCUACGAGCAACCAAAAGGGGCAGAGCCCGACAUGGGACGAGCUGGAAGAGAUCGUUCGCGAGCUGCAUGAACUGUACCAACGCGGUGACGAAGUGAUACUCUCGCUUCGGGAGCAAAAGUACGCCGAGUUACUUACCAAAGCUGCAGUGAGGACCUUAACGCACGCUUGCUUGAGUGGUGACCGUGGAGAUCUGGACGCUUCGGGUGUGAGAGUGAAGCUUCUGGAGCUGGCGGUGCGGCCGACCGAGCAGUGGCGCUGUCUAGCGUUUACAUUGUUCUUGAACGCAAGCAUCGCCUCAGUUGCAGCGAUAUUGUCGUCGUUGGAAGACUCGUCGAUUGCUCGAGCUCAGCACCUCGAUGUUAAUUUGUUCAAGCUGCUCCGAGAGAUGCUGGGCAAGGCUGUCGUGGUGUCAACGACGACUCUAGGGGACGAACUGUUAUCCAGCCUUCGAGGUAGGCGUCGUGGUCUCGAUUGGGUCGAACAAGCGGUCGGGUGUCUGGAGUUUUUCGUCAAGAAGGCGAACGGGAGCUACUCCUCGGACCGACUGAGGGCGUUAGAUGAACACACGCUUCUCUUCUUGGUGGCUGAGGCUAGCAACCGAAGUCGCAUAGAUUCUGAGCUUCAGCAGAAGGCGAUUGAGCUCGUUGUCGCGACGAUGUACGCGUUCAAAGUCGUCCCGGCCGGGAAAUCGGUCGGUCCAGAGUGGCAACAACCGAGCAAGGACCACACGGUUUGGAAUUGUGGCCUGCCAGUCGCUGCGGUGGAGCAAUACGUGAGUCUCGAGUUGCUGCUGUAUCAUUUCUACAACGCUCCGAUCGCUCGCUUGCAGCGCUUGGCUUGCAUGGUUCUUGUGGACUUAGUGUGCGAGCAGCUCCGACGCACUGGCAGCCGGGAAGGCAUCAGCACGGCAGGUCUCGAUCAGAUAUGGCGCACGUUUGUGGAGUGGGAAGACCCGUCCACUGGCAUACGGCAGGCUUUACUCUCGCCAUAUAUUUCGAGCGCUCGGGUUGUGAAGCAACUGGUCCCGAGCUGCUCGUUGGUGCCGGAGAAGCAGCUCAAUGCGUUCGUGAACCAGUUCCGCUUGCUCACUCAGAUCGACGCGUACUUCGGCGUGAAUCCAAGCAUGGACAAGGCUAUCAAAGUGGCCAAGAGCCAUAGUAACGGCAGUAUCUCGGAAGAAGUGCUCGAGCAAGUGUCCAAGCAGCUGCUCUCGAAUCGCGCCGUGGAACGCUAUCGUGGUGAGCGCUGGCUGGCGGAGCUUCUAACGUACGGACAGGACGACGACGUCUUCACGUCGUAUGACAGCAAGGCAACCACGACUAUAGGGUCCGUCCGCAAGCACCCUGAAGCAGUUCUAGUCCGCCCAAAGCCUGAAGCUGCUGCUCAAAGUCCCCCUGCUGGAGAAGAGCUUGAAGAGACGUUCUGUUAUGACGAAGGGGGAGAGAUCGGCCUAGCAGCUCAAGCGAAAUUCUGGGAGUUAGCGUCGCGGACAAACCCUCCCGCACUCCGUGAAUCCUUUGCAAGGGUGUUGACACUGUUUGUUAGACGAAAGCUGCAACUCAGCUCGGGUAAAGCAGAGGUGACGACGAUCGAAGAGAUCAACACGUGUUUGCGCGUGCUUCUCGAUCAUCAAGAGAGCGAACCAGCAGUGUUGAUACCCGUGAUGCUACUCAUCCUUGAUAUUUGCCAAUGCGAGUUGUCAUACAUCGACAAGCGAUGGCAGCAGAGGGACUUCUCCUCGUCUUCUAUUUCUAGCGAUAACCAGCACGAAGACACCUACAAGCGGGUGGCGUGGUCGGACUCGUUGGCGUCGAGGGUGCUGAAUGGGGACGUGGCACUGGACAAAUCUCUGCUGCGGCAGAUUGACACGGAGUUCUUGUUGCACGUACUGAGAGUACUCCACGAGAGCUCCAACAGCCACCAGUCUAUUGAAUGUCGUCGGGUCUGCUGUGGAGUGGAGAGGUCUCUGGUCGGGGACGUUGCAGCGUGCACGGCGCUCAUUCUCACCGAUGCUCUGUCGGAUAACAACACCGCACUCGCCAAGCUCGGGGGCCUGACAGCUUUGACUCCGUUCCUGCAAGCUUGCGACACCCGUAUCGCUGUGUUCAUGGCCAAGCUCAUCGGCCAGUUGGUGAAACAGGCCGACGAAACUCAAUACUCCGCAUUCCUCCGCGAGCUCUACGUCGCCUGCGUCGAGGCCGACGACGAGAACGCGCUGUACAACUCGUACCUGCACACGCAGACAUUGCUGCACGACAUCGACGCGCGUUACAACGUUGAAGACGAAAUGUAG